Archocentrus centrarchus (flier cichlid) is the source of this 1508-nucleotide messenger RNA. RefSeq names its product B-cell receptor CD22-like. The record is from RefSeq and is a predicted model, not a curated record. Lineage: Eukaryota; Metazoa; Chordata; Actinopteri; Cichliformes; Cichlidae. The transcript has 9 exons. The coding region runs from base 131 to 1492 and encodes 453 amino acids.
UUGCAUAUUAAUCCUGUGAAGAGGAAGGGAGGGUGGUGCAUGUCAGCAGAGUGAGUUCUGUCUUCUGCGUGCAGACCAGAGAAUAAAGGCAUCUUUAGAGUUGAAGCCCCUCACCUUUUCACACAGACAGAUGAGAGGAGCAGCUAUGAGUUUAACUGCAGCAGCGACAGGAUUCGUUGCUGUCCUUCUCUCUGUGUCAGUGGUACAGGCUCAGGAUGGCUGGGGAGUGAAUUACACCUCUGCUCACAUCUGUGCUGUAACAGGAUCAACAGUGGAAAUGAGCUGUACCUACACGUAUCCACCCAAAAUAAAUGAUCAACGUACUGAAGUUCAAAAAAGAUUGUGGCUGACUAAAUGGGACAAUGAUGCAGCUGUGGAUCUGCAAACUGACCCAAAGUACGCAGGUCGAGUCAAAUAUGAUUUUAAUGAGAAUAAUUCCACUCUGAGAAUCACAGACCUGAGAGAGUGCGACUCCGCUGAGUACAAGUUCAGAUUUGGAACAAACAAAUCAAGAGAAUUUUAUGAAGGUGCACCUGGAGUCAUUUUGUCUGUCAAAGAUGCUCCAAAGUUUCCCUCUGUGUCAGUGAGUCCCUCUGCUGAGAUAGUGGAGGGCAGCUCAGUGACUCUGACCUGCAGCAGUGAUGCUAACCCAGCAGCUGAAUACACCUGGUACAAGUUUAAUAGUCAUAGAGCCCAAAGUGUGGACCAAAAUCUUGUCUUGAGCUCCAUUCAGCCCUCUGAUUCUGGACAGUAUUACUGCGUCAGUGUCAGCAUGCAGAAAGCAACAUGCUCUGGAUACACAUUUAUUGAUGUGAAAUAUGCUCCAAAGCUUCCCUCUGUGUCAGUGAGUCCCUCUGCUGAGAUAGUGGAGGGCAGCUCAGUGACUCUGACCUGCAGCAGUGAUGCUAACCCAGCAGCUAAUUACACCUGGUACAAGGAGGAUGAAGACUCACCAAAAGCAUCAGGACAGAACUUCACCAUCACUGACAUCAGACCUGAACACAGUGGGAGUUAUUACUGUGUCGCCCAGAACACCAGAGGAUAUCAGAACUCCACCGUAUUGAUUUCUGUUUCAGGAAAUCAUUUACAGUCAGGAGCAGUGAAGAUAACGGCUGCAGGAGCAGCUGCUGCUCGUUUCCUGUCUUUCAUAGUUCUCUCUCUCAUAUUGGUCUCUGUCUUCCUGUGGGUUCGGAAAAGGAGGAAUUCCAAGGAAUCAUCGGUGAAGAUGAUUGAAGACAGAGCAGAUAACAUAGAACAGUUUCUAUCUGGUCAGGAACAGCCAGAGGAGCAGGACGAUGUUCAGUAUGCCAGCGUCCACUUCUCCAAAAACAAGGCACAUCCCGUCGACCUCAGCCCCAGAGACACAUGGAGGAACAGGAAGUUACUGAGUACACUGCUGUUAGAUUUAACAGGGGCAGUACAGCUCAGAGAAGAAAAGAAACUGGAGAGGAUCCGUCUGCAUUGUACUCCACAGUCAAGAAAACCUGAUUAAUAUUAUAAAAUGUUGC